UGUGAUAAAAAGUCAAGAAGUCUUAAUACUUACUGAAUGCACUGUACAUGUGCUUAUACAGGGUAGUAUAGACUAAGUUAUGACCUGAUGUAGGUCAGUAAGAUGGUAUGUGUCUGAUGUAGGUUAUGUUCUUCUGAUGUAAUAUGUUGUCAUUCUCCUGUCUCCUACAGAAGACGAGUCUGUGGGAUCCAUUUUAGAAUAAGGCUGUAAUGUAACAAUGUGGAGAAAUUCAAGAGGUCUGAAUAGUUUCAGAUUGCACUAUUUGUAGGCUGGUGUAGGUAUGUAGGGUAAUUUAGAGGGUCAGGGAGGGAGCUUUAGAUCUCUCCCUUUAAUUAUGUAUCUCAAAGCCAAUCUGAAACAUUGGAUGGUGGAGGUGCUGUGGUUAGAGAAAUGGGCUUAAGGUGGAAUAAAACUGCCCAUCGAAUGCAGAAUACCACUGCAAUUCACGUAAAGUAGAAACAUAUGGUAGAUGCUUUUAUCCAAAGCGACUGAUGCGUAGUAACAACAAAGACAUUUGAUAUGUGUGGCCCAUGUGGGAAUCAAAUCCACAACUGAUAUUGAAAGCGCAACGCUCCAAUCUAUUGAGCCAUCAGCACUGCACCAACUAAUCACAUCCCUUACAGGAUGUAAAACUCCAAUCUGCAUUGAGCUGAGAUAGUUGACAAUACAUACAUCUACUGUAUGUGUUGUGUAAAUACAAGGUACAGAGUUGUAGAGCUUUGUGUGUGAAAUUGUGAGAUAUAACUCUUGAUGUUAUCAGUCUCUUGUUACUUUUCCAGACUCUUCCAGACACACUGUCCAGAGGAGCAUGAUGACUACUUUCCCCAAUGAGACAGAUGAGACAGGCUUCUCCUCCCUCUCUCCAUCAUACCCUCCCUCCCCCUCCCUCACACCGUCCAUCUCCCUCACCUCCAACCCUUCCUCUUCCUUCGCCUUCUCCCUCUCCACCUCCUCUCCGUCCAACUGCUCCAGCUCUCCGUUGCCCUCCUCCCCUCCCUAUAACUUCUACGCCGUGCUGCUGGUGCUGCUUAUCUUCUGCGUGGUGUUUGGCAACAUGCUAGUUUGUGUGGCGGUGUCGCGCGAGCGCGCCCUCCAGACUACCACCAACUACCUCAUCGUCUCCCUGGCCGUGUCCGACCUGCUGCUGGCCACCCUGGUCAUGCCCUGGGGCGUCUACCUGGAGGUGGUAGGMGAGUGGCGCUUCAGUCUCAUCCACUGUGACAUCCUACUGACCCUGGACGUCAUGAUGUGUACUGCCAGCAURCUCAACCUCUGUGCCAUCAGCAUCGACAGGUACACGGCGGUGGCGAUGCCCAUGCUGUAUAACACCAGAUACAGCUCCAGGAGGCGGGUGGCUCUGAUGAUUGCUGUCGUGUGGUUCCUCUCCUUCGCCAUCUCCUGCCCUCUACUGUUUGGACUCAACAACACAGCCAGUCGGGAGGAGACCAAGUGUGCCUUCGCUGAUCCGUCCUUCGUGGUCUACUCGUCCGUGGCCUCCUUCUACGUUCCUUUCAUCGUGACCCUGCUGGUGUACGCCCAAAUCUGUGUGGUGCUGCGGAGGCGGGGKCGACGCACCGUGCCCCGCAGACACGGCCUGCACCCACAGGGAGGAGGCAAGACGGGGGAGGGCCACAGGCACAGGAAGAAUAAGUGUACCCACCCCGAGGAUGUGAAGCUGUGCACUCUGAUCAUGAGGCCCCCCACCAGCGCCCCCCAACGCAAGAAAGUGACGUUAGUGAAGGAGGCAAUGGUGCACCUGGAUGAGGAACCUGUGGGGCGUGGUUUCCUGUCCCAGUUAGACCAGAGCCUCCCCCCACCUCACCCCCUCCCCCCUCCGGACGAGCACCAAGGUCUCCCUUUCUAUCUCGGUGGCGCCCGCGCCCUUCCUGGCCCUGUCCCCGUCGGUGGCACCCCGCUCCGCCCUCGUACCCCGCCGUGCACAUUCGAGGACGGCAUGAGUGGCCGCGAGCGAUGGAGGGCACAUGCAGACAGGGAGAAGGGAGCGAUGGCGAAGGAGAGGGUGAAAGGGACCCUGUCGCAGCAGAAGGAGAGGAAGGCGACCCAGAUGCUGGCUAUCGUGCUAGGUGUGUUCAUCAUCUGCUGGCUGCCCUUCUUCCUGACCCACGUGCUGAAGGCCUGUGGCAGCUGCUGUAUCUCCCCCUCCCUGUACAGUGCUGUCACCUGGCUGGGCUACCUCAACAGUGCCGUCAACCCCGUCAUCUACACCACCUUCAACAUCGAGUUCCGCAAGGCUUCAUCAAGAUCUAAACUGCUGAGUACAGGGAGGAAGAGGAGGGGGGAGAGUGGGGGGAAGGACAAGUGUGAAAAGUGUUUGAGUAGUGGAGAGAGGCAAAAAAAGGUCAGAGACUAGAAAAUAAACUAAAGAAGGGAGAGAGGUGAAAACAAAAGACAAGAAGGGAGUG
Salvelinus sp. IW2-2015 is the source of this 2423-nucleotide messenger RNA. NCBI's taxonomy places the organism in Eukaryota, Metazoa, Chordata, Actinopteri, Salmoniformes, Salmonidae. The record is from RefSeq and is a predicted model, not a curated record.